Molecule: messenger RNA, 1410 nt
Organism: Aspergillus lentulus
Lineage: Eukaryota; Fungi; Ascomycota; Eurotiomycetes; Eurotiales; Aspergillaceae
Product: aldehyde dehydrogenase family protein
Molecular function (GO): oxidoreductase activity, acting on the aldehyde or oxo group of donors, NAD or NADP as acceptor
Source: RefSeq, a predicted model, not a curated record
AUGGCUAACCAGAUUCGCACCCUUUCUCCCUCCACUAACGAAGUCAUCUUCGAACACCAGGGCACCUCUCUGGAAGAGGCCCGCAAAAUCGCACAAGCCUCUUAUGAAGCAUUCAAAUUAUACAAGAAGACUACUCUCGCUGAGCGCAAAAACAUCGUCGUCAAAGCCCUCGACUUGAUUGCGGCGAACAUCGACACCCUGAGCAAUGAGCUCACCACGCAAAUGGGCCGGCCGAUUGCCUACAGCGCAAAAGAGAUCGAGACCAUGCGCAAACGCGCCGAUUAUCUCUUAUCCAUCGCGGAGGACAGCCUGCGCGAGCACCCGGGACAGCCAGAGAAGGGAUUCAGACGCAGCGUGAAAAAAGAACCAAUUGGACCGACAUUGAUCGCGACAGCGUGGAAUUACCCCUACCUCAUCACGAUUAACACUCUCGUUCCAGCGCUCCUAGCCGGAAACACAGUCAUCCUCCGUCCCUCCCCGCAAACGCCCCUCAUCGGCGAACGCCUCCUCACCUUCUUCACUCAAGCCGGCCUCCCGCGCAACGCCCUCCAACUCAUCCAUGUCGGCUCCCUCGACGUCCUCGACGAGAUUGUCAAACUCCCCCAAAUCAAACUCGUCUCGUUCACCGGCUCCACAGCAGGCGGCGUGCGCAUCCGCGAAGCAACCGCUCGCCGCAUUGUUCCUGUGAACGUAGAACUAGGCGGCAAGGACCCGGCAUACGUCCGCGCCGACGCAGACAUCCCCUACGUCGCGGCGCAGAUCGUCGACGGCGCGGUCUUCAACUCGGGACAGAGCUGCUGCUCCAUUGAACGGGUGUAUGUCCACGCGGACGUCCACGAUGCUUUUGUCGCGGAGGUGCAGAAGGAGCUUAAGACGUACAAACUCGGCGACCCUACCGACAAAACCACAACCACCGGCCCCGUCAUCUCCCGCCACGCAGUGAAAACCAUCCAGUCGCACAUCGACGACGCCCUCUCCAAGGGCGCCAUCAACGCAACUCCGCCCAACGAAUCCUUCCUUUCCGUCCCCUCGCAGAAACCCGAGGGGAACUACAUCGCCCCCACGGUCCUCACAAACGUCAAUCACGAUAUGACAGUCAUGAAAGACGAGACCUUCGGCCCCGUGCUCCCCAUCAUGAAGGUCUCCAGCGACGAGGAGGCGAUCGCGCUCAUGAACGAUAGCGAGUACGGGCUGACAGCUAGCGUGUGGACGAAAGAUAUCGCGCGCGGGGAGGAGUUGAUUGCGGAGACUGAGGCCGGGACGGUGUUCAUCAAUCGGUGUGAUUAUCCUAGUCCGGAUCUUGCGUGGGUUGGAUGGAAGAACUCCGGGUUGGGAUGUACCCUGGGGCCGCAUGCGUUUGAUGGGUUCUAUAGAUUGAAGAGCUAUCAUAUUAAGGAGGAGCAGGCUUAG